Molecule: messenger RNA, 1653 nt
Organism: Erinaceus europaeus (western European hedgehog)
Lineage: Eukaryota; Metazoa; Chordata; Mammalia; Eulipotyphla; Erinaceidae
Gene: HIGD1A
Product: HIG1 hypoxia inducible domain family member 1A
Exons: 4
Coding region: 139-420 (93 amino acids)
Biological process (GO): negative regulation of apoptotic process; mitochondrial respirasome assembly
Cellular component (GO): mitochondrion
Source: RefSeq, a predicted model, not a curated record
GCUGCCGCUGCCUCCUGAUUGGCUGAGACCCACUGGGGGCGUGGCCAGGAAAGCCGGUCAGGCUGCGAGCGCGGGCGGGGGUCCAAAGACAGCGCGUACAGGACGGGUCCGGUGCUUCUGGAUGUUUCUUUGGUCACUAUGUCAAGCAACACAGAUGUGUCUCUCUCUUCAUAUGAUGAAAAUCAGAGGUCUAAAUUUGUACGGAAAGCUAAAGAGGCGCCAUUUGUCCCCAUUGGAAUGGCAGGUUUCGCAGCAAUUGUCGCAUAUGGAUUAUACAAAUUGAAGAACAGAGGAAAUACUAAGAUGUCCCUUCACCUGAUCCACAUGCGUGUAGCAGCCCAAGGCUUUGUUGUGGGAGCAAUGACCAUUGGUAUGGGAUAUUCCAUGUAUAAGGAGUUCUGGGCAAACUCUAAGCCUUAGAAGAGAUGCUGUUUUGGUCUUGGUACUUGUUUAAGUUAGAUAGCUCAUAUUGAGGCUAUAUGUCUAUAUUGACAAUAAAUUAUUUGAGUGAGUCUAAUGGUACUUUGCAUACUGGGUUCCUUUCUGCAGGGUUGAUUUGCCUGAUAACUAAAAUACUAAUGACUGCUUGACUAAGUUGGUCAUUAGGAAAUAAUCAAGUUGUGUCAUUAAAUGUUCUUCAUGGUGGUAAAAUGUCUACCUUAUGAGAUUCUUCUGAUGAGAUUUUUAAAGAUGGUAAUAGUCCAGUUCUGAAGUGCAGUUGCUGCAAAAUAUUGCAUACUUUUGAUGUUGUAUAGGAGUCCCAUUUAUUCUAAUUAAUUUAACUUCUUCUGCCUACCUUGUAGAAUCAUUGAUACUUCAGCUUUAAGGUUGGUUGUCUCCUUAGGAGGACUGCAUGGACUAUAACAUAAGCCUCUCAGUCACUGGAAAUUUGUGCUAAGUGUUUAGCUGAACCUAAAAGACUGAUAACAGAAUGACUGAAACAUAGUCUUUAUGUGUAAACCUGAAAAUAACUAGGAUUCCUGUUAGCUCUUUUGUAAUUGCAAAAUUAUAUUUUUGCUGCUGUUCUAUCAGAAUAAUUUUUAAAUGUUAUCUUGAAAUAGAGAUAAGUAUUUUAAGCUCUAAUUCAAAGUUAGGUGAGUUUUUUUUUUUUUCUUCCCUCCAGCCCUAUUGCUGGGGCUCAGUGCCUGCACCAUGAAUCCACUGCUCCUGGAGGCCAUUUUUCCCCCCUUUUGUUGCCCUUGUUGUUGUAGCCUCGUUGUCGUGGUUAUUAUUGUUAUUGUUGAUGUCAUUUUGUUGUUGGAUAGGAUGGAGAGAGGGGGGAGAGAAAGACAGACACCUGCAGACCUGCUUCACUACCUCUCCCCUGCAGGUGGGGAGCCAGGGGCUCGAACUGGGAUCCUUACACCGGUCCUUGCGCUUCAUACCACAUGCACUUAACCCGCUGCACUACCUCCCAACCCCCAUUAGGUGAAUAUUUUUUAAAAUGUAUGUAAUAUGUUUAUUUUGUCUCAUAACUGUAAGAUAUUAAACUAAGCAAAUCAGCUGUAAUGAAAAGAGUGAUUUGGUUUGGUUACACAUUAUACACAUCUAAAUCUGCUAAAUGUUUUAUUACAGACAUGAAGUUAUCUACCCCGAGCUUACAUUCCAUGGUGGUGCAUGGCAAAUGUUGUUGUAUUAAAGCUAAUGAACACA